Messenger RNA from Oppiella nova, 1104 nucleotides. Lineage: Eukaryota; Metazoa; Arthropoda; Arachnida; Sarcoptiformes; Oppiidae. The record is from the annotation of a GenBank genome assembly.
AUGGCUACCAGUGCGUACGGUAUCAGUUAUGAUUUAGAAGAUAAAGAGUUUAAGCGACUGAAGUAUAUAUUAACGGACUAUCCGACAGAAAUUGCUCAUAAGAUACUGUUGUGGGAGUUCUCAGCAUUUGUUAGAUUUAUUGAUAGCAAUCAUAUUAAACAAUAUUUCAAGAAUAUCCGGGAAUUUCAAAACAAUUCAAAACAAAAACUUAUCUCUCAUUACUCGGACUAUUCGGGUGCUAUUGAGAGAGACUUUUGUGAUGCACUCAUAACCGCUAAGAAUGAGGCCCUCAGAGAGGGUAAAGAGUCGGCCCCUUAUCUCACCGAUGAUAACCUGGCGAUGAUGUCUUGCGAUUUAUUUCUCGGGGGCACCGAUACAUCACACGUCACAUUUCGAUGGAUGAUAUUAUUGAUGACAUAUUAUCCGGAAAUGCAGCGAAAGUUGAGACAAGAGAUUGAGACACAAAUCGGAGACCGAAUGCCAACACAUGAGGACAGGAAUCGAUGCCAUUAUGUCAUGGCUUUCAUCGCUGAGACAAUGAGGUUCAGGAAUGUGACGCCACAAGGAGUACCUCACAGGACUGUUCGAAAGUUGAGACAAGAGAUUGAGACACAAAUCGGAGACCGAAUGCCAACACAUGAGGACAGGAAUCGAUGCCAUUAUGUCAUGGCUUUCAUCGCUGAGACAAUGAGGUUCAGGAAUGUGACGCCACAAGGAGUACCUCACAGGACUGUUGUCAAUAGUACUCUGGUAAAUAUGGAAAUUAUGACAUAUCAGGGAAUGAUAUUACGAAAUGAUAAGUAUUGGGACAAAGGAUUUGAGUUCAUUCCCGAGCGGUUUCUGGACAGUGAGGGCCGGUAUCUAACAGUGAGGCCAAAGGCGUACAUCCCGUUCGGUGUGGGACGACGUGUUUGUUUGGGCGAGAAGUUAGCCAUCGCUGACCUCUUCCUAGUUUUGGUCACAUUUCUGCAGUCGACUCAAGACUGCGAUAUAGUCCUCGACAGUCAUAAUGAGGUAUGCUAUGGAACGACAUACGAGGUCCAGGCGGAUAAUAAAAUAGAACUCCCUGAACUAACCAAACCUACCCUAACCAACCCUAUCUAA